Messenger RNA from Cydia pomonella (codling moth), 2071 nucleotides. RefSeq lists its product as uncharacterized. NCBI's taxonomy places the organism in Eukaryota, Metazoa, Arthropoda, Insecta, Lepidoptera, Tortricidae. The coding region runs from base 797 to 2017 and encodes 406 amino acids. The transcript has 9 exons. The record is from RefSeq and is a predicted model, not a curated record.
UCUGAGAAGUUUGUCAAAAAUUAUCGCAUUAUGCUUCAUUAACAUUGCUUUGUAAAUACGUUACGUAGUGGCGAGACUAAAAAGUAACAGGAUGUUUGAUUAUCAAAUUUAACAACCCUGGCGCCCGCCUAGUGGGCGCUUGGCGUUCACUACUGUGUUGAUCGUUACGUGGCCUCGCCUACCCGCCUAGCGCCUUUAGAUAUUGCAUGGCUUUUGUACUGUUUAAUUUUUAGUCUGGCAGUAAAUGUGUUACUGAUCAUCAGUUAACCUUAUAUCAUUGCCAUAAGGUUUAUGAAUGGUCAGUUAACUACGUCAACGAUGGAUUACAGUAAUAGGUAGAAGGGAAAAACAAUCAUACUUUUCGUGUAGGAGAGUCACCCUAAUUUUAUUUUUCUAGUUUUUAUUUAAUUUUUCGGUGUAACUGAUAUAUUCAAUGUAUACAUGCCAAAUUUCAGCGUUCUAGCACUAACGAUCACGGUGCAAAGCCACGGACGGACAGACGGACAUGGCGGAACUAUAAAGGUUUCCUAGUUGACUACGGAAAAAAUCCUAAUAAGUAGACAAAUUACAUUACCUACCUACUCAUUGUCUACAUCCUAUUAUUUAGUUUAAAAAUAAGAUAAAUAAAUGCAAUCAGUUGCGAUUAAAAGCAACUGCUACAAACUACUGAUAAUUUACACUAAUGAAUUAUUACGAUAUCCCUGAUAAGAUAUUUAUAUAGGGAUCUUUAAUUAUAAUCAUUCCGCAGUCGUUAGCCACCUGAUUAGUUCGUCUAGCGUAACAUAAAUUUUCUGAAAUGUUAACUAUAGUAAUUUCUUUGAUAGUUCCGAUAUCCUUAGUAUUAAUAUUUAGGUACUUAAAUGCAGAGCGGAAACCGGCAAUAUUCGGAGUUUAUCAGCAAAGAAACAAGACAUACUUCCUGAAAUUUAUUGUUAUCUACUUAUUUUUAAGGAGUAGACAGUUAAUCAGGCACCUGAGAAGACUGCGCGCCGUGGACGUGGGUCGAAGCGACGAUGGCACCAUUAAACCACACGAACAAGACGAGCCUCUGGAGAAGAAAUACAAUCUAGGAGAUCAUCGACUGGCCGUGGACGCGGUAUAUUUCAACGGGAUGUCAAAGGAAGGAGCUGCUUUAAUCUGCGGUCUGGCACGCAGGGCUCACCACGAUGUCGAUACUUUUAUGUACUUGAAAGUAGAAGGAGAAGAAUUGUUACUCACACCUAAUCUCCCUGACACUCGUGCAACUCAAACCGCAGUGGAACAGGGCCACUACAAGUCAGGGGGACUCUCCAUUGUUAAUUUCAUACCUAUGCGGACCUGGGAGGUGACUUACAGCGGCGAGAUGAAAUCCAAGGCUGGCUCGAAGAUGAACGUCGAAUUAAGCGUAACAUGGAGCGCCCACUUCGGCCACUUCAACUAUGACACCCAUAUGGCACCACUCAGUGUGGCUAGUGACAUGGCUCGCGAGGCUUGGUCCGCCGACUAUUUCAAAUUACUUAAAAAGUUCCAUCAAACUCACUAUGAACAGAUGGGACAUCUACUAGGCACUGUAACCAUCGACGGCAUCACGACGGAUAUAAGCAUGCCGUGCGUUAGAGAUCAUAGCUUCGGAAAUUAUCGUGAUUGGCGCAAUUUCCACAGAUACGUUCUUCACUUUUUGUAUCUCGAAAAUGGAGAUUGUCUGGCUGUGGGUUGCGUAUCACAACCCGCUGUUUUGUCCCAUCUCACUAUUGGCUACCUAUGCCGAAAGGCGGAUCAGACCAUAUUUCCCGUGAAGUCCACCGAUUUUAAACUAUAUCAACACGGAGAGAACGGAAUAUUGCCUACGGAUUAUGGAUUUAGUUUUAAAGCAGGAGGUAAACAGUACAUAGUCAAAGUGUUAGUGAAAGAAGAGGAUUCGUUCUACUUGGGCAAAGAUCGGGAAGCGAAGAUCUACGAGCGCUGGUGCACAGUUGAAGUUAACGGCGUUAAAGGCUGGGGUUGCGCUGAGUGGCAGUAUAAUAAUACUCGCAAGUGAGAUUUGUAUAUCUAAUUAAAAUUUAGUAGGUACUUAAUAAAAGCUUUUUUUUUA